Molecule: messenger RNA, 993 nt
Organism: Zea mays
Lineage: Eukaryota; Viridiplantae; Streptophyta; Magnoliopsida; Poales; Poaceae
Product: 16.9 kDa class I heat shock protein 1
Exons: 1
Coding region: 149-616 (155 amino acids)
Source: RefSeq, a predicted model, not a curated record
AGAAAUUGCAAAGCUCUAUACCUGACCUGCCACUAGCGAAGCAUACUUCGUCGACGUCGAGCACACUCUUGCAAUUAAUCCACCGAGUUCGGUUUAGUGUUUUACUCUCAGACGUACGCAUAAAUAUAGCAUAGCAUCGACAAUAAUAAUGUCGCUCGUGAGUCGGCGCAGCAGCAACGUGUUGGACCCCUUCUCCCUCGACCUCUGGUGGGACCCCUUCGACAUGUUCCGCUCCAUCGUCCCGUCGGCGGCCUCCUCCGGGGGUUCCGAGACCGCCGCCUUCGCCAACGCCCGCGUGGACUGGAAGGAGACGCCCGAGGCGCACGUGUUCAAGGCCGACCUCCCCGGCGUCAAGAAGGAGGAGGUCAAGGUCGAGGUGGAGGACGGCAACGUGCUCGUCAUCAGCGGCAAGCGCAGCAGGGAGGAGGAGGACAAGAACGACAAGUGGCACCGCGUCGAGCGCAGCAGCGGCCAGUUCGUGCGGCGCUUCCGCCUGCCUGAGAACGCCAAGGUGGACGAGGUGAAGGCGGGCCUCGAGAACGGCGUGCUCACGGUCACCGUGCCUAAGACGGAGGUGAAGAAGCCCGAGGUGAAGGCUAUCGAGAUCUCUGGUUGAGCGUCCGUUGGACGUCGAUUGGAGCCCCGUUGUACUGCUACUGGUCCGUGGAUGUCCUGCAUGUUGCGCUUGUUAAGGAUAAAAUGAUUUCGUCCACGUCAGCAAUCCGGAGGAAGAAACACACUUAAUAUCAAAGGUGGAGAUUAACAAGAUCGACGGUCAUUAGUUAAUAGGAUUAGUGUUAAUAAUAUUCCUUUAUGUAAAUCCUGUUUCCGAACAGGCACCUUUUCCCUCUCUCCUACGACGAGGAAACCGUCUUUAGCGAACGGACAAGUUUUCUGUCGUUUCACUAUGUAUAAAUACACACCAUCAUUGAAUGAAAAAGUUACGCAUCAUUUGCUUCAGUCCCUUCUUUUUCUAACACGUUAUCAGCACCC